AACGAAACAAAUGUUUCCAGAGGUGAUGGGAUUAAUGUGUCAACUAAUCAUUACAAUCAACAUCAUCAACGAUUUACAUGUUAUUAUUGUAAAAGGAUACAGUUAUUUAUUAAUCGAUAAUCCGCGUCGUCCUCGUAUCCUCUUUAACGAUGAGGAUAGGGGAGGACGCUGUUUAACACUCAAUUUAUUUGAGGGUGUUGGAGGGCAGAUAAUGCGGGCUAUCUUCGUUAUUACGGGAUUUUUGAGCGGUUGGUGGUGCGCAUUAGCACUUGUACAACCGCUACCACCACCAACAAAACAAUUAAUUCAUGAUAAUAAUGAUGUGCACAAUGAUAAAUUGCGUAAUUAUGAUAAAAUGUACAAUUACAAUUACUAUCAAGUUACGCCAACAAUUUUUUAUAACAAUAAUGGACUCAGAGUUGUGAGAUCGGUGCGCAUUAAGGAGGAUUCAUUAAGGGAGAGACGUAAAAAUUGUAGGCGAAAAAAUGGUGGCAAUUGUAGGGGUAAAAAUUGGUGUCCCUACAUGGAUAUAUCGAAUCGUGCAUUCUUAUCACCAACAGUGUUUGAGGGUAAAGCACGAAGUAUGUCAUCAUCGAGACGACCAGGUUCAAAUUAUGCUGUGACAUUCGAAGUUAAACAAAUUUACAAAAGUCAAUCUGGCUUUCAACCCUUACGUAAAAAUGACAGUGUUAGAUUGCAUUUUCGUGAUAAAGUGGGGAAAAAUAUCGGUAAUAAAUCGUCGAUAUGCCGGUAUGAUGGCGAUGGAUUUAUUGAUGAUGGACAGAGGAUUGAUAACUAUGAGGCCAAUAGAAUGAUUGAUUUUUAUAAUCAGAGGGUUAUUAGGGCGGAUAUUAAACGGGGAAAAGUGUAUCUUGUGUUUGUGAAUCGUGUUGGACCUAGGAAUUUUACGAUUCUUGGUGAACCUGUGCUGCGGAGUAAGAAAAAUGAACAAGCUGUGCAGGCUGUUGUGAGGCCCGAUUACGUACGAGAAGUGACGUUGACAGACCUCAGAGACUCAGUGGCGAGGACCCGUGAGAGGGUUAAACUCGUGUGUAGAACGAGGGGCUCACCUCCACCCCGUGUACACUGGCUCAAGGACGGUGUGCCACUCAACCCACGUAGGGGUCUCAAAAUUCAACACAAGCGACGAAGAUCUAAACUCGUCAUCAUUUCCGCACGACCUGAGGACAGUGGACGAUAUGAGUGCAUUGCACAGAGUAGUUCCGGUUAUCGGGCUUCUCUAGCUGCCCAACUGCUAGUCGUGCAUGAUUCGAAGAUUCCAGAUACCACAACAUCAGCAUGGCCGCGCCAGGAGCAACCGUGCCCCAUAGCCGGUGAUUUCUGCAUGAACGGCGGCACCUGCCUCUUCUUCGAGACAGUCGGCGAGCCGGCGUGCAGAUGUGCAGAGGGCUUUACGGGUCUACGAUGCGAGACCAAGGACGUGAUAAGUACCGGAAGUGUGUACAAUCGUCAUAGAGCGCCAUUCUCAUGCAAGUUGGGCCUAUCAACAUCGUACUACUGCUAACGAAUGUGUCAUGGAACCCAAACAUCGGUAUAGAUUACUCCACUUUGGCGUUCCCAGUUGAUAAUUUUUUUUUUUUCAAAUUCUCAAAUAUCCUGUGAAUUAUUUUCAAUCUAACAGAGAUAUUCAUAAUUAGGUAAUUUUCCGUAACUUCUGUAACAUGAGCUAAUACAGUGUUUUUUAUUGUUAAGAAGAGAUAGUCGUCGUUCCGCACAUCCGAUCCAUUGUUGUAAUGUUUUUUGUAAAUCGUGAACUAUUGUUCACCGGAUAAUUACUUUAUGUAUUUUAUGAAUUAUUAUUGGGAAUGAAGUGAUGAAUCGAGAUUGGAUUCUAGUUUUUUUUAAUUACAGAAUUCACUGAAGGUAGAAAAAUAUUAUCCAACCAAAAAUGAGUAGCAAAGAGGUAAAACGAGAUCAGUUGACUCAUCUCUGACUCUAAUUUUAUCGCGAUAUCUCCGAAUCUAAGAGAGAUGACGAAAUUUUUGUCAUUACCUUCUUUUCAGAACUCAAUUUGUCCCACUACAAAGGUUUCCAUGAAAAUUUUGCUAUCUAUCCUAGAUCGUGAGAUACUCAUCAAAAACUGAUCAAUAGUCAGCAGUGAUUUGUCUCGUUUUACCACUUCACUGCUGAACUGUCCAGAGAAUUUUUUAUCAGACCCCCUUUUUACCGAGAUAUUUUCAUCUGAAUAAAAAAAACAAAAACCGAUGAGAAUAAAGAAAUAAAAAUAUUAAAUUUGCCUUCAUUUUUUUUGGAAACAUCUCGGAAGCUUUCAGUGAUUGAAAGAUUAUGAUCAGGACAAUUUCUAUAAAAAAUUUCUUGACGAAAAAUUUGUCAACUCGUUUGAAAUAAGAUAUACUUGUCAAAAAAAAACUGAAAAACAAAUCGUUUCACCACUUGACUCCUGAAUUGAUAUUCCAGACUGCCUCACCUCUUGCCUUGAAUAUCCCCUUUCGAAAAAGAAAAAAAAAUCCCAAAUUAAUCACCUCCCCGUAUAUUUUUACUCUUCCUAAUGAAUAUUUCUUCAGAAAUAUAAAAUACCAAAGAAGUGUCUUCCAAUGAAACACUGCCGACUGCAAGAAAAUACGUAUUUAAGGUGGAUUGGACGAAUAUAAAAACCGCAAAUGACUAAAUAAAUCGAUGAAAAAAAAAAUUAAAAUAGCAACACAUGACGACGAUUUUUCACAAUUGAAAAGAGCUGAAGAGAAAAAAAAAUGAGAGAAAUUAUUUUUAAACGCCGGAUUUCGUCAGUCUCGAGAUUCUAUUUAUAAUUUAUAGUAUUUCUAAGUUGUUAUUACUUAUCAUUGUACGUUAUAUUUAAUUAUCCACAUGUAAAUACGUGUAUACAAACUUAACGGUUAAAUUUACACGAGAUAUUGAGUAACUAGAUUUUCAUUACUUUAAGAGACGAUGAAAAAUUGUUCUUUUUUUUUUCGUUCGUUGAAUCAUCAGUUUUCCUUCAAUACUCAGACAAUACACGAAAGAAUAUUUAAUUUAUUUAUUAAUUAACAACAAUUGGGGUUUCGGAGAGGAAAUCAUGUCAGCUUAUUGAGCCUAUUUGUGACAUUUUUGUACGCCUGACAUGUAAACGUUGAAAUUGUAUUUUUUUGCCAAUUUUUAGAUGAAUAGAAGCUUUAAUGGCGAUAAAAAUUACCGAAAAAAAUCAAUGUCCAACUAUAAAUGUCUAGUAGCUGAUAAGAUAAGAUGAGAAUGUAUUGAAACAAAUUUACAGCUAAUAAUGAUGAACAUAUUUCUUGAA
Molecule: messenger RNA, 3277 nt
Organism: Diachasmimorpha longicaudata
Lineage: Eukaryota; Metazoa; Arthropoda; Insecta; Hymenoptera; Braconidae
Gene: vn
Product: protein vein
Exons: 5
Coding region: 11-1525 (504 amino acids)
Biological process (GO): homophilic cell-cell adhesion
Cellular component (GO): plasma membrane
Source: RefSeq, a predicted model, not a curated record